AACAUUUAUCAUUUUUGAUAUUUCGUAUCGCACACCUAGAUUGCUCCGUAUCUACUUUUUGUAAUUUUAUUGAUUUUAAUUUAACAUAUCCUGUGAGUUAACUACGUUAGGGAUUGGGUAAUAAGAGUUUUAAGCUAUAACUAUGCCUGUUGCCGAAGUGCGGAGUUUAUUUCAAACAAGAUUAACUGAAAAUCCGGAUCACGGAUUUCAUCCAUUAGACUUUGACCGCACAAAAGAUGAAAAAUAUAUACGUAGAGUCCUCAAACAUUGUUCUGAAGAUCCUAAACAAGCUGCCGACAUGCUUUGGGAUAUAUUAACUUGGCGUAAAACUGUUGGAGCCAGUGAUAUAAAUGAGUCUAAUAUCAAAAUGGAUUAUGUAGAAGAAGGUAUAAUAUUUCCACAUAGUAGAGAUGUUGAUGGGUGUCUCUUACUGAUAAUUAAAUCCAAAAAACAUGUUAAGGGUACAAAGGAUUUUGAAGAAAUAAAAAAAAUAAUUAUAUACUGGUUUGAUCGUAUGGAAAGAGAGGAACAUGGAAAUAAAAUAUCAUUAUUCUUUGAUAUGGAUGGGUGUGGUCUUAGCAAUAUGGACAUGGAACUUAUACAAUAUUUAAUAUCACUUUUCAAGCAUUACUAUCCCAAUUUCUUAAACUACAUAAUUAUUUUUCAAAUGCCAUGGGUUUUAUCAGCUGCAUUUAAGAUUGUCAAAUCGCUUCUGCCGGCACAAGCAAUCGAAAAAUUAAAAAAUGUUAACAAGGACUCAUUAAAAAAUUUUGUCCUUCCUGACCAGGCUUUAACUUGCUGGGGCGGAACAGACAAUUAUGUCUAUGAAUUUACACCAGAAAAUCGUGUUACCCCAGAACAUACACCUAAAAAGGUCACAUUUGCACAGCAAAAUGAUAUAAAACCGUCAGGUGAUAUGCUUAAGAUACAGCCGAGUAAUUUGAUUGUAUUUAAACAGGAAAAUGAUGAUAUAAAUGGGCAAUUUACAAUCACAAACAAUGAUCCCUCUGUUAUAUCUUUUAAGAUUCGCACAACAUCUCCUGAAAAAUUCAGAGUACGACCAAGUUCAGGUGUUUUAGCUGUUGGAGCAUCCCAAACAGUCAUGAUUGUGGUUCAAUCAGGGUUCCAAUUGAAAAACGUGUCCAAAGAUAUGUUUCUUGUUAUGUGUAUGCAAGUACCGAAAACUGAUCUAUCACAGAAAGAGUUGAGUGAAAUUUGGCAGAAUAAUUCUGGAAACAAAGUAGAUGAAUACCGUCUGAAAUGUCAAUUCCCUGUUAAAGAGGUUAAGAAUGGGAAUGUUAUAGAUAAAGCUGACAAAUAUGAUUCAGUUACAAAUGCUUUAAAUAAUCUGCAAAUAAACUAUGAGAUUUUACACAAACAAGUUGAGAGAAUGAAGAUGUUUCAGUUUUUGACAUUGUUAUUAUCCAUUGUUGCUGUUGUAUUGGGAUACCUGGUGUAUAUGAAUACUUAUGAAGAUAGGUACUGUGAACAAAUUUAAAUAUUGCUAAGAAUAUAUUUCAGUUGAUAAAUUGGUCUAAAUAGUUUGCCCAGAAACAUCACAAAUUUAAUAUAUUACUGAUGUGGGGUAGUACAUAAUUAUUAUAUUUUAUUAAUAUUAACAAUUUUGUAUGAAAAUACAGACAGGUGUCAGUACUAAAACAUUUUUACCUGUAGAUAAACACAACACUAUUGAUUAUUCUCUGCGGUUAAGUUUUGGCUAUUGUGUAUAUAAUAAUAGUUCUUUGCAAGAUCAAUAGAAAGGAAUUGAAUAAAAAAAUAUUUAAGUAAAUAGAAUAUAGAUUUAUAAGGCAAUAAAUAAAUAAGCUUGAUUUUUCGAAAGACUCAAAAACUACCUGUAAUUUUGUAAUUAUUCAAUCAUUUUUGUUAAGAUAUAAAUAUAAUAUUUAGGAAUUGUCAUAUAUAUACUUUUUUAAAUUUGUGUAGUUCUAAACAAUCACUUCAACGCUGUAAAACUCUUUUAAUCGCCAGUUUAAGAUAAGAUACUUAACAUAAUCUAUUGGUAAAUCAUGAAAAUUAAUUUUUGUGUGAGUUCGAAUUCGAAUUAAGAUUAAACCGUAAAACUUAAACCAAUACUUGUAACUAACCUAAAAUGGAGGUUAAAAUUCAGUGUCGAGACUCGAAGCAAAGUAUGACUUGUAAUUUGUAUAUCAACUCCAACACAAUUUUGCCAUCAUUUUUCUGAAUCAUCUAAGUUCAAUUACGUCAACGAUUUGAUAUAAUAUGUUCUUUCGUCUUAGGUUUAUAGUUUAUGCUGAGCGUGUAUCUGUCAAAUGAGAUUAAUUAAGAAUAAUCCUAAGAGCGUCUAACGUGCGUAUUUUUUUAAGCUAUGUAGUGAAGUGUCACUUUAAUCGGGUUUACUGUAUAAAUUAAUUUUGUUUAUGGCAAUACGUUUUUUAAUGUGAUAAAAAAAUGCUAUGUAAAAAAGUCAUCGCAGCCCAUGUGCACCCAUUUGGGUGCGUUGCUGACCCAGGGACGACCCCAAUGUUCGAUUCCACAGCAUGAGAAUACUGUGAAAAAUUUGUUUAUUAGAAGAAUUUAGUAUUUUUUAGAUAUUCUCUAAGCAUUUUGAAUGUUUUAGGUUGUAGAAUGUAUGAGUUGUUCAUAAUUGUAAUUUAUUAUUUUUAGCGUUCUCACUUUACUGAGGGGGAAACAAAUUUUGAUGCAUUUAAGUAUGAACGGAUAGUGGAAAUUAAUGUAGGCAAAUUAAAAAAAAUUACUUAAUUACGCGAAUGUUACAUUUUAAAUAAAAUUUAACGAUUUGUAGCGAGUUUAAUUAUCAAUUAUGCAAUUAUUGCUUCAUGUGGCACAGCGUUGCGUGUAGUUUAAUCAAGGUAACGUUUUGAAAUCAAUUAAGUACUUGUAAUAACGCGUUCUAAUACUGUAUUUUUCUUUACAAAAUCACAGGCACCAAAGAGGCCUAGAGUACAAAUCUAUUUUAGUUUUGUUAUAACUGUAGUAAAUAAUAAAUAUAUCUUAUUUAUUAAUAAAUGUACUUUAAUUUCUAUUUUUUUAAUGUUGGUAGUAUAAGUUUAUACGGUAUUUGUUACCAUGGCAACGUAACACCAUACACCCAGGGAGUACUGUUUCCGCCAGAUGCAUUGUUUUUAUAUUAAAAUCACAUCGGAACCAUAGUAAUUUACGCUUGUGGUAAAAGACACGAACUGCUGACAACUAACCAACAUCAAAUGGGUCGUUCUAGUAUUACGUAAGCAGAUUUACUGCAAUCCCCCCCCCCCCCCCCUCUUAUCAGCAAAAAGCAAAGCUGUCAAAAUAAUAGUACAUAUAAUAUUUUUUAUAAGAAUCAUCGAAAAUGCAUAUCGUUUUCAAGCAUAGACAACGUGUGAGUACUAUGUAAAAAAGUAAAUAAUUCACGUCGACGUAAUGACCAAAUACGAAUCACAAGAAGCUUAAAUUUAAUUGUGUUGUCUUUAUUAAGUUUCUAUAAUAAAAUAAUAUGCUUGUAAACUUAA
Pieris rapae (cabbage white) is the source of this 3491-nucleotide messenger RNA. RefSeq names its product motile sperm domain-containing protein 2. The record is from RefSeq and is a predicted model, not a curated record. The transcript has 2 exons. Lineage: Eukaryota; Metazoa; Arthropoda; Insecta; Lepidoptera; Pieridae. Bases 143 to 1498 code for a protein of 451 amino acids.